Messenger RNA from Tarenaya hassleriana, 3285 nucleotides. RefSeq names its product transportin MOS14. Gene Ontology annotation, biological process: protein import into nucleus. The coding region runs from base 113 to 3115 and encodes 1000 amino acids. The transcript has 24 exons. Gene Ontology annotation, cellular component: cytoplasm; nuclear membrane. Lineage: Eukaryota; Viridiplantae; Streptophyta; Magnoliopsida; Brassicales; Cleomaceae. The record is from RefSeq and is a predicted model, not a curated record. Gene Ontology annotation, molecular function: small GTPase binding.
AAACAGAAAAACAAAUAACAAAAAAUCAGAAGAGAAAGUAGUAAGGUCGAAGAGGAAGAAGGGAAGAGAGGGGCGAAGACGGGGAAAAAAAAGGUGUUGGGGAAUGCAGUGAAUGGAGUUGCAGAGGAAGGUAGCUGAAGCAAUCCAUGUCCUGAAUCACGAUCCCGAGUCAUCGAACCGAGUCGCUGCAAAUCAAUGGCUCGUUCAGUUCCAGCAAACUCCGGCGGCUUGGGACGUCGCUACCUCUCUCCUCACUUCUCCCGUCGUCUCUAUCUUCGACCUCCAAUUCUUCGCCGCACAGAUUCUCCGGCGAAAGAUUCAGAACGAAGGGUCGUACUUGCAGCCGGCGGAGAAGGAUGCCCUUCUGAAUGCCCUUCUUAUCGCCGCCAAUAGAUACAGCUCCGGUGUUCCUCAGCUUCUUACGCAGAUAUGUCUUGCUCUCUCGGCUCUUCUUCUCCACGCGGACCCGUAUUCGAAGCCCUUUGAGAAGCUCAUGUUCUCUCUACAGAAUCUUCAGACGCAUGACGAUGGAAAUGUUGCUGUGCUCGAGCUGCUCACUGUGCUUCCUGAAGAACUAUCAGACACCCGCCAUUUUUCCCAACAUUCUGAUCUUCGUCGAGAGCUGCUUUCGCAUACUCCUAUGGUUCUGGACUUCCUUCUCCAGCAGUCUGAGAAGCAGCUUGCUACCGGCACUUUGUAUCCCCAUGACAACAACCGCAAGAUACUUCGUUGCUUAUUGAGUUGGGUCCGUGCUGGGUGUUUCUCAGAGAUUCCACAAGGCGCACUGCCUGCACAUCCCCUUCUCAAUUAUGUAUUCGGUGCUCUGCAGGUUGCUACUUCGUUUGAUCUUGCCAUUGAAGUGCUUGUUGAACUUGUGACUCGGCAUGAGGAUCUACCGCAGGUUUUACUGUACAAAGUACAGUUUCUGAGAGAUACACUUCUGAAACCAGCUCUCAUGAAUGCUGAUCACAAAAUUGUCUCUGGCCUUGCAUGCUUGAUGUCUGAGAUCGGGCAAGCUGCACCUUCCUUGAUCAUAGAAGCAAGUUCUGAAGCGCUUGUUCUUACAGAUUCCCUCUUGAGUUGUGUGAUGUUCCCAAGUGAAGAUUGGGAGAUAGCAGACUCAACUGUACAGUUUUGGUCAACUUUUGCGACAUAUAUACUUAGCAAAGGCGACGACAGACAGAAUGGCAUAUUUCUACCAGUUUUCUCAGCCUUAGUUGAUGCUCUUGUGUUGCGUGCUCAGGUUGACGAGUUUACAUCAAAUGAUGAAAGCCCAGGGCUUGACCUUCCUGAUGGUCUAAUGCAUUUUAGGAAUAAUCUUCUUGAGCUCUUGGUAGAUCUUUGUCAGCUACUACACCCCACCACAUUUGUGCAUAAGUUACUUUUUGGCGGUUCAUCUUCUUCAAAUGUUCCAAUAUCCUUGAGGGAGGUUGAGGCAAAGUUGUUUGCUCUUAACGCGGUUUCUGAAAUAAUCUUGCAAGAAGGGGAUGCUUUUGACUUCUCGCUGAUUAUGCAAUUGGUUUCUAUUCUCUCAGCUAGGCCCUCCACUGAGCUCAAGGGGUUCAUAUGCAUUGUAUUCAGAUCACUUGCAGACGUCAUUGGCUCCUAUUCGAGGUGGAUCACUGCUUUUCCAAGUAACACAAGGCCCUUGCUAUUAUUCCUUGCAGGAGGAAUCUCAGAAUCUCUAUGCUCGCAUGCGUGUGCUUCUGCUCUGCGUAAACUUUGUGAAGAUGCUCCAGCUGUUAUCCAGGAACCAUCGAAUCUAGAUAUUUUAAUGUGGAUAGGGGAGUGUCUGGAACAGAGAACUUUACCCUUGGAAGAUGAGGAAGAAGUCAUAAGUGCGAUCAGUGUGAUCCUUGGUUCUGUUACCAACAAAGAGCUACAAAAUAAAUUAUUAACUCAAUUGCUUUCUUCAAGUUAUGCAGCACUUGCAAAGCUUGUAGAUGAUGACGAUAACUUUUCAGCUAGACAGGAUCCAGCCACUUACACCCGAACUCUGAGCUGUGUUACAAGAGGCCUUUACAGGAUUGGAACUGUAUGCAGUCACCUUGCGACAGCUCUGCCAUCUGGAUCCAUGGCAGAUGGUCCAAUUCUUUCUCUGCUGACCGUUUUUUGGCCCAUUUUGGAGAAACUAUUUAGCUCUGAACACAUGGAGAGUAGUAGUUUAUCUGUAGCAGCAUGCCGUGCUCUUUCAGUUGCAGUUCAGUCAUCAGGUGAGCACUUUAUGGUACUACUACCCAAUGUACUGGAUUGUCUAUCGAGAAACUUCCUUUCCUUUCAAAGCCAAGAAUGUUAUAUAAGAACAGCAUGUGUGAUAGCCGAAGAAUUUUGUCAUAAGGAGGAAUACGGGCCCUUGUUCAUCACUGCUUUUGAGAGAUUUACUCGAGCAUCGUCAGUGAUGGGUAUAAAUUCAUCAUACAUAUGUGACCAAGAGCCUGAUUUGGUCGAAGCCUAUGUGAACUUCGCAGCAGCCUUGACACACAGUUGUCAUAAGGAAUUGUUGGCUACUUCUGGUACGCUUCUUGAAAUUUCCUUCCACAAGGGAGCUAUUUGUUGCACGGCUAUGCACCGAGGUGCUGCGUUAGCCGCAAUGUCAUACUUAUCGUGUUUCUUGGAGGUAGCACUUUCUUCCUUGAUUGAAAACGUGAAUUUCAUAUCCGAAGGAUCGUUCAGCGCUGUGGCCAUCCAGGUUGUUUCUCACUGUGGGGAGGGACUCCUGUCCAAUUUGGUGUAUGCUCUGCUUGGUGUUGCAGCUAUGUCAAGGGUCCAUAAAUGCUCGACAAUCCUGCAACAACUGGCUGCAAUUUGCAGUUUAUGCGAGAGAACAUCUUGCAAAAGCAUGCUGUGUUGGGAAUCCCUCCAAGGAUGGUUAAGCUCAGCGGUGUGGGCAUUGCCGAGCGAGUAUCUAAAACAGGGGGAAGCAGAGAGCAUAGUGAGGGAGUGGUCGGAAGCGCUGGGUGGUGCUGCCAUUGAUUACCUCGAAAGCAAGAGGAACAACAACAACAACCAUAACCAUGGUGGCCAUAUGCAAGGGAAACACGGUAGGACGUUGAAACGAUUAGUUAGAGAAUUUGCCGAUUCUCAUCGGAAUGAUCCAAACCCAAACAUUCUAUGAAUUGAAAAAAAAAACCCUUUUUUUCCAGUGGGGGAGUUUUGCAUGAACUCUCUCCCCUUCCUUAGCUUCUCCAUUGAUGUACAGACCUCACCAUUUCUGUACCAUCCAAAUCUAAAAAGUCAAUUCCUCUUUUUACUCUUGCUUUAUCGAAAUAAGCAUCUGCAGCUACA